GCGACUCACUUCCACCAACUUUUGCCCAGGGACGACUAACCCACAGCAAGUCACAGCAACAAAUUCUCGCCGGUGAGGGUUUGUGUGUCUUUCUUUCUUUUCCACCUUUUUCUUUCCAACCCCCCCGAAAGGAAACCGGUACGAUGUCGUCGUUCGAGUCGGUUGUCGUCGUUGACGGCAAGGGCCAUCUCCUUGGUCGUCUCGCCUCCAUUGUCGCCAAGCAGCUCCUCAACGGCCAGAAGGUUGUUGUCGUCCGCUGCGAGGCCCUCAACAUCUCUGGAGAGUUCUUCCGCGCCAAGCUCAAGUACCACGCCUACCUGCGCAAGAUGACCCGAUACAACCCCACUCGCGGUGGUCCCUUCCACUUCCGCGCCCCCUCCAGAAUCUUCUACAAGGCCGUCCGUGGUAUGAUUCCUCACAAGACCGCCCGCGGUGCCGCCGCUCUGGAGCGCCUCAAGGUCUUCGAGGGUGUCCCUCCCCCCUACGAUAAGAAGAAGAAGAUGGUCGUUCCCCAGGCCCUCCGUGUCCUGAGACUGCAGCCCGGUCGCAAGUACUGUACCGUUGGCCGUCUCAGCCACGAGGUCGGCUGGAAGUACCAGGACGUCGUUGCCCGUCUGGAGGAGAGACGGAAGGCCAAGGGCGCUGCCUACUACGAGCGCAAGAAGGUUGCUGCACGACAACUGUCCGACGCGAAGAAGAACGCCUCGGUCAAGGAGGAGACCGCGAAGGCCCUUGCGGCUUAUGGCUACUAAGCUGGCCAUUCCUAGGAUUCCCCUGCCGGGGGGAACACCUUGGUACUUCGCAUUGUCUUUUUCUCGUGCGUUUCAUUAGAUUGGCGCGGCGGUUCACAAAGGAAUUAUACUUGAUUUGCUGAGUGAUGGCAAGGGCGGCGGGCUUUUUGGGGGGCGGAUGGGAACUUUUUUUUUUCCUCAAAUCAUUGUCUUUAUGAACAAUCUCUCUCUUUGUCAUCGGAACCCAUAACCCAAGUCCACAGAGAAAAUAAAGCACAGGAAACCCCAACAAUCAGCACGAAACAAACGUGAGAACAAGGGAAAAUGAUUCAUUUUUUUUUCCUUCUUCUCCCUCGUGAGGGUGACAGCGGAUGGACUGAUGCGACGUUGUAAUGUGGCUCGUUUUGCGUUUUUGGUUUCUGCUUGACAGGGAACAAUCGGAUUGGGAUUGGGGAACAGGACUUGGGCAAGGAAACGGUUUCUUAUUUUUUUUCUACUUAUAUCUGACCCGCGAUGGCCCUUUUACUGCUGCUCAAGGACGCUAUUCCCCGGCUUAUUACGGAGCAACAAAGAAAAAAAAAAGUGAGUCGGCGACAAGGAAUUGGGGGACGUGGGAGAGGAGAUGGGCAAGUGAUGAUCAUACCCUUUCUCUGAGCAAAAAGAGGUGUCUAGCAUUGCACAAAUACUAGGAGUAGACGGAAAUGAUAAAUGCUUUGAACAAUUAAUGAUGACGUGUGAUUAUUGAA
Molecule: messenger RNA, 1477 nt
Organism: Trichoderma atroviride IMI 206040
Lineage: Eukaryota; Fungi; Ascomycota; Sordariomycetes; Hypocreales; Hypocreaceae
Product: 60S ribosomal protein uL13
Biological process (GO): translation; negative regulation of translation
Cellular component (GO): ribosome; cytosolic large ribosomal subunit
Molecular function (GO): mRNA binding; structural constituent of ribosome
Source: RefSeq, a predicted model, not a curated record